CAUUUCCAGGACUCAUCUUUCUUUCCAUUUCUCUCUCUCUCCCCCUAAAUUGCCCCUUCUUUCUCUCUCUAAAAAGCAACCUCCUGAACUUCGAUCAGUACGAUCUGUUUCCCCAAAUUCUUCGAUUUCGAUACAUUGAUCAGUUGAAGAAGAAGAUUGAAAGAGUAAAUCAAGAGUUUGAUUCGCCAUGUCGAUGUCUGAUUCAGAUUCUUCGUCUCAGGGCAGCGAGUACAAGAACUUCAGGCAACUUACCCGCGAACGGUUAUUGUAUGAAAUGCUUAGAUCAACGAAAACUGGGGGCUCGAAAUCAACGUGGAAGGUGCUCAUCAUGGACAAAGUGACUGUCAAAAUAAUGUCUUGCUCAUGCAAGAUGGCAGAUAUCACAGAGGAAGGAGUUUCAUUGGUGGAAGAUAUAUACAGGCGAAGGCAGCCAUUGCCCACCAUGGAUGCCAUAUACUACAUCCAGCCAACCAAAGAAAAUGUUAUUAUGUUUCUGUCGGACAUGUCUGGAAGAGCACCUCUAUAUAAAAAGGCUUUCGUUUUUUUCAGUUCAUCUGUUCCACGAGAAUUGGUUAAUCAGAUCAAGAGAGAUGCAGCUGUGCUAGCUCGCAUAGGUGCCUUGAGAGAGAUGAACUUGGAGUACUUUGCCAUCGAUAGUCAGGGAUUUGUCACUGAUAAUGAGAGGGCUUUAGAGGAACUUUUUGGGGAUGAGGAGAGUACUCGCAAAGGUGAUGCGUGUUUGAGUGUGAUGGCUACUCAGAUUGCUACAGUUUUUGCUUCAUUACGAGAGUUUCCUUUAGUACGCUAUCGUGCAGCCAAAUCCCUUGAUCCAACCACAAUGACAACAUUUCGUGAUCUAAUUCCCACAAAGCUAGCUGCUGGUGUUUGGAAUCAUCUUAUGAAAUAUAAAGCUAACCUCCCUAACUUCCCCCAGACAGAAACAUGCGAGCUGCUUAUCUUGGAUAGAUCUAUAGAUCAGAUUGCUCCUGUGAUACAUGAAUGGACAUAUGAUGCCAUUUGCCAUGAUUUAUUAAAUAUGGAGGGAAAUAAAUAUGUGCAUGAGGUCCCAGGCAAAGCAGGUAGUGCCCCUGAGAAAAAAGAAGUUCUUUUGGAGGAUCAUGAUCCCAUUUGGCUAGAGCUUCGACAUGCACAUAUAGCAGAUGCUAGUGAACGAUUGCAUGAGAAGAUGACAAACUUUGUAUCAAAGAAUAAAGCUGCACAAAUUCACCACGGUUCGAGAGAUGGUAGUGAAUUAUCUACUCGUGAUUUGCAAAAGAUGGUGCAAGCAUUGCCACAAUAUAGUGAACAAAUGGACAAACUUUCUCUCCAUGUAGAUAUUGCUGGAAAAGUUAAUAAUAUUAUCAAGGAGAUGGGGCUUAGAGAUAUUGGGCAACUAGAGCAGGACCUUGUCUUUGGAGAUGCAGGAACCAAGGAUGUAAUUAACUUUUUGAGAACAAAACAGGAUGUAACACGUGAAAAUAAGUUGCGCUUGUUGAUGAUUUAUGCAGCAUGUCAUCCAAAAAAGUUCGAGAGUGAUAAAAUCACAAAGUUGAUGGAGUUAGCUAGACUGUCGCCUGAGGAUAUGAAUGCUGUCAAUAAUAUGAGAUUGCUUGAGGCAUCAUCAGAUACCAAGAAAAGUUCAAUUGGAGCUUUUUCUCUGAAAUUUGAUGUUCAUAAGAAGAAGAAUGCUGCUAGAAAAGAUCGUGAUGGUGAAGAAGUGAAGUGGCAGCUUUCACGCUUUUACCCCAUGAUAGAGGAACUAAUUGAAAAACUUAACAAAGGUGAGCUACCAAAGAAUGACUACCCACUUAUGAAUGACCCAAGUCCAACUUUCCAUGGGUCUUCCCGGGCUACGUCAGCACAAAUUAGUCAAGCUCCUGCUGCUCAUUCAAUGAGACAACGACGGGCAACAUGGGCUCGGCCUCGAGGCUCUGACGAUGGAUAUUCAAGUGAUUCCAUUCUAAGGCAUGCAUCUAGUGAUUUCAAGAAAAUGGGCCAACGUAUUUUUGUAUUUAUUGUUGGUGGAGCAACUCGAUCUGAGCUACGAGUUUGUCACAAGCUGACAACAAAGCUUAAGAGGGAAAUUAUUUUAGGGUCAUCCAGUCUUGAUGAUCCUCCACAAUUUAUUACGAAACUGAAGUUGAUGACGGCAUACGAACUCUCACUGGAUGAUCUUCAGAUUUAAAAAGACAUUGGUGAAGCAAGAAGCUGGAAACACAAUUUUUUCACAGGCUGGUUUUUCAGUUUGUAAUCAUAGAUCGAUAUGUAUCUUCAUUGAUUCCAUUUUUUUAACAGUGAUGUAAAAUGUCUGGUAUGAAUAUUACAAGCUGAACAAUAGAGUUUCUAGCAUGGGUUAGGAGGCAGGGUUGGGUCUGUUAAGAUACGGUGCUGUUGAUAGGCCUGUGCUUUGUAUUGUAAUUAAUGGGGGGUAAGGUCUUUUUAGCGAAUUUUCUUUUUCCUUUUUCUUUUAGUUUUUUUUUUUUUCCUUGGAAGUGACCACUACCUUUCAUGGUGUGUAUAUGACAAUAUUUGACUGAUUAAAAGACUAGAAAACCCAGCAUUUCGCCAAGAA
This is a messenger RNA of Camellia sinensis, 2572 nucleotides long. Its product is annotated as SNARE-interacting protein KEULE. Lineage: Eukaryota; Viridiplantae; Streptophyta; Magnoliopsida; Ericales; Theaceae. Gene Ontology annotation, biological process: vesicle-mediated transport. The record is from RefSeq and is a predicted model, not a curated record.